Molecule: messenger RNA, 1971 nt
Organism: Striga asiatica
Lineage: Eukaryota; Viridiplantae; Streptophyta; Magnoliopsida; Lamiales; Orobanchaceae
Source: the annotation of a GenBank genome assembly
AUGGUAUUCAGGAAGGGUCACUGUGUAAAAAGAGUCGAAUGGUGUAAGGAUGGCCUUGACUUGGUGGAGUCAUGGCGCCGCACGGUCCAAAUUCCGCUGCAUUUCUCUGGGGCCGUGACAAGUGGUAUUAGAGCCGAAUUGCUCCUUAUGGGGGGGAGUUACUCGGCGAGUAGGCAUCAUUCCAGGAGGGAAUGGUUGUCCGAGCGGAAUCCUUCAACGAGGUUCUAUCUUCUUUGCUUCCGCAGAACCCAGCGAGUGGGUAACAAAGCUGGUGGUUACAUCUUUGUUGGCACUCGGCAGUGGGCCACGAUCAGGGACAAGACACAGUCACUUGCGGGGAUCAAGGGGCGUGCGUUUGUGGAGAAAGACAACUGGGGCACUGGAAAACAAAGAUGUCGGUGGGUGUACCGAAAGGUAGCGGGAGACACCAUGCUGUUUAAGGGAAACUACAGCCAUGUUGGGGGUUUUGAGGUCAAGGCGUGUAUCAUGUCCAGUGAAGCGCAUGGGCGCUAUGAUUGUACCUUCACAACUAGCUUGAGUGGUGGCGCACUCGGGCAAAGUUCGGGAACCUUGUGGGGACAAGGGGAUUUUGGGCAAAUGGGAAAGCCCUCGAUUCCGCAUCAAGAUGAUGGGGGUAAGCGACGUAUACUAGCAUCCGGGAGAACCCUUUGUUGGGCGAGUGCUAUGGUUGCACAAGGAAGCGACGAAAGCCUGGUCGAGCCUAGAAUAUCUGGUGUCAAAGCUAAGAGAUCUGUUCGUAGGCUGAAGUUUGAUAAGUUUCAUAUAGAAGAUCCAGUUGGGUUCUCAGGGGGUAUCUGGUUGUGUUGGGAUUCGAGUACUGUUAGUUUGGAUAUCUUAUAUUCUGAACCACAGCUCAUUCAUGCUCUAGUUAGGAGGCGCGGUGGCACGGAGUUUGUUUUGUCCAUUGUGUAUGCGAGUCCAACGUUUUUGGUUAGGCAACAAUUAUGGAGGAAAUUGGAAGCUUUUUCCUCUUCAUUAGGUCUCCCUUGGAUGCUGAUGGGGGACUUCAAUGAAGUCAGUCAUAGCAGUGAGAAGUUUGGGGGCAGAGUGGUUUCCAUGAACAGAUGUGUACUACUCAAUAACAUGAUGACGACGUGUGGCCUGAGCGACCUGGGAUUUGAGGGGCCAGCAUUCACGUGGUGUAACACGAGACAUGGGCUAGCCAGAAUUCAGGAGCGCUUGGACAGGGUUCUCGCUAACUCGUCUUGGCGGUUAUUAUUCCCAGAAGCAUCUGUCAAACAUCUGCCUCGACUACAUUCUGAUCACUGCCCUCUUUUACUACAGUGUGAGGGAAAGUUAACUGUUGAUAGAUCAAAACGUCCAUUCUGCUUUCAAGCAAUGUGGACUGCUCAUGACGAAUGCAAACAAAUAGUAGAAAGCUGUUGGGAUGCUACAGAAGGCAGUGUGGUAGAGAAGGGUGUAGGAAAGGCUUGCAAACCGGGGCUACGCUACGAAGAGGACUUGACUUGGAAUAGAAAGCAGCACAGAGCCAAAAGAAAGCCCCGUUCGUCCUUUGGCUCGACUCGCUCCUUACAUACUGUUAGCCUAACGGCUCACCUCCUCAAUUACAUCGACCCUCAGUUCGGAUUGGUUCUUCAUGCUUCACUUAUCACCCUAUCUAUACUUCGGGUGAACGCGAAAGCGCGAAAGAGAGGGGUACGAACGUCAAUUGAAUCGAGCCUUCACUUCGCUUCGAAAAGUUUGUUGAAUCUCACUUUGCUCUCCAACACCCACGGUUUGAUAGUACCUGGCCUGGUAUUGGUGCUUUCAACUGAGUUUGAUCUUUCUUCUCUCGCAGCCCUUAUAGAUAUAGAAAGCCUUCUUUAUGAUGAGUCACCCUUGCGGAAGGAAGCUAGGCUUCUGGCUUUCUUUGCGCUAGUAGGCGCCAUUGGUGCCGGUCGUCCCCAUUCUUUCUUGAUUGCUAGGCGCAGCCUGACCCGCGACUUUUGA